This is a messenger RNA of Sporothrix schenckii 1099-18, 1605 nucleotides long. Its product is annotated as mitochondrial large ribosomal subunit. The transcript has a single exon. The record is from RefSeq and is a predicted model, not a curated record. NCBI's taxonomy places the organism in Eukaryota, Fungi, Ascomycota, Sordariomycetes, Ophiostomatales, Ophiostomataceae. The coding region runs from base 1 to 1605 and encodes 534 amino acids.
AUGUCCCGGUACACGCCGGCAGCACGGCCGCUCGUGCAAUGCCUGCGGGCCGGUGGCCGUCGCAGCGAACAAGUCAGUCUCGUCCUCCGACCAGCCGCUGCUGUUGCUGCCACGCAGUCCUCGACGCAGGCUCUCUUCUCGACGUCGACUCGCCAAUUGACUCCCACCACCUCCUCUACUUCUUCUUCGUCGUCCUCCUCCUCAGCCACACCGCCCCCGCCGCCACCACGACGAUUCGAAGACCUUGAGGGCUGGCAGCAAGAUCCCAAUCUGACCACGCUGCCCUGGGCCGAGCGAGAGCUCAUGCGCCGCGGCACGCCGCCCGUUGGCUCGCGGCGGCGGCGUGCGGCCCUGCAGACGACCACGGCCUUGAACCGUGCCAAGGCCGGCAACGACACGCUUGCUGGCCAGGACGGCGGGCCAGUGCCCUUUGAGCUGAUGCCGUACCAGUGCUUCCAGGAGGCCCGCAAGGUGCUGCGGGCGGACCGCGAGGAGAAGCUGCGCCAGAUUGCCGCCGAGACGGCCAAGAUCCGCAAGCUCGAAGAGGUCCUGGCGGCCGGCGACCCGUCCAAGGUCACGUCGCGCGGCGGCACGGCCUACCUGCAGAAGCGCCUGGGCAGCCUGCGCAGGCAUCUCGAGCACCUCAAGGUGCUGGCCGACAUCAACGACCCGCUCGUCAAGCGCCGCUUCGAGGACGGCCUCGGCGACAUGAACAAGCCCAUCUACCGCUACCUCGCCCAGGAGCGCUGGCGCGGCCGUCCCCUGCGGCUCAUCCAGCAGCGCAUCCAGCAGUUCCACCUGGCCCCCGAUCUGCUGCCCCCCAGCCAGAUCCACCCGUCCGCCGACGUCGAGCUCUUCUUCCGCACCUACAAGGUCGCCCACGGCGCCAUCGUCGACAGCUUGAUCUCCGAGGUCACGCCGCGCCUGCGCAUCCAGGUCUUUGACCGCGGCACCCGCCUGGUGUCGGUCGUCGUCGUCGACCCUGAUGUGCCCGACCUGACGUCCGACGGCUUCUCGCGCCGCGUCCACUUUCUGGCCACCAACAUCCCCGUCGCGCCCGCCGACCCCUCGGUCCCGCUCGCCCGCCUCGACCCCGCCAGCCAGGUCGUCCUGCCCUGGCUGCCGGCCUUUGCGCAAAAGGGCUCUGGCCCGCACCGCCUGGCCGUCUUUGUCCUCGAGCAGCCGCCCGUCGACGCCGAGUCCUUUGACAAGAACAGCAGCCGCAUCGACACCGCCGCGCUGCAAAAGGCCUUUGCGAGCGACCCGGCCUCGGCCAUUGCCGCCGGCGCCGACUCCUCCUCGUCGUCGUUGUCGCCCACGGCCAACCGCGACAACUUUUCCCUUCGCAGCUUCGUCGACAAGCACGACCUGACAGUCGUCGGCUGCACGCUGUUCCGCACCCAGUGGGACGCCGGCACCGAGGGCGUCAUGGAGCGCCUCGGUGUCCCCGGCGCCGACCUCGAGCUCAAGGCCACGCGCCUGCCGUCGCUCAAGCCGCCGCGCAAAGCCCGCGGCUGGGAGGCCAAGCACCAGGGCCCCAAGUACCGUCACCUGUGGAAGUACACCCACCGCAUUGCCACGCCGCGCCGCAAGUUUGUGCGUUAA